CACACACACACACACACUCCCUGUGAUGCCAGCCCCUCCAUGACUGGACGGCAUGUCUGUUGAAGCGGUAUAAUCUAAAACCAAACCGGGUUAUUAUGGGGCAGACGAUGUGUUGACGGAGAUGCGACGGUGCAUGAAAAAGACAGUUGGCGGGAUGGUGAAGAAUGAUCGGCGAUAGAGAGAAAUCUGAGUCGACAUAAUCCAUCUGGACACCGGGGGGGAAGAUGAGGACCAUGAUGGCUCCGAUCAAAACGGCAUUAUUCGUGUUUCUACACUGGGUGCUCCAGUGCGCUUUGUGUCGCGACGUAAGUCUUCCCAUUGGAACUCUCUACCGUGUGGCAGGGUUCCCCCUCUCCCUGCCCUGUGCUGUGUCAGGGUACGACGGGCCGCGUACGCAGGACUUUGAGUGGUUCCUGUACAGGGAUGACUCCGCUGGGAGGCAGAUGGGAGUGAUCUCCACCAGGGACAAGGGCUUCCCUUACGCCCCCUUCCAGGGCAGAGUGAGGAACGGAGAGGUGAGGGUGGAGAGGGACUCGGGGGACAAAGUCCGGCUGGUGAUCCAGAGGCUCCGGGCCGAAGACCAGGGGAAGUACGAGUGCUACACACCCAGCACAGACAACGUCUACCAGGGGAGCUACAGCGCCACAGUGCCUGUCAAAGUGAUCCCUGACACACUCCAGAUCAGCUAUUCCCGCGUACUCACCGGCCAGCCCGUGCCAGAGGGGGCCGAAUUAACGCUGACAUGCUCCGCCGGCAUCCAAUCGGAGCAGCUCACCCAUCUGUCCAUCACGUUCGGGAAGCGCAGCGGCAAAGAGGGUUCGCCGAGCGCAGCAGAAGGGGAGGUCAGCACCGUUAGAGAGAUUAUCUCCAUCGACAAGCUGCUGGGGGUCGUCCCUGGACAUUUGUACAAGAAGCGGUAUGAUGACGGAGAGAUCACGCUGGAGAAGAGGAACGGGGAGGCGGGACAGGAUGUGUACGUGAUGAAGAUGAGAGCCGUGCAGCCGGAUGACACUGGCUCAUAUUUCUGUGAGGCCUCGCAGUGGAUUCUGGAUCCUGAUCGAACGUGGCAGAAGAUUGCACAAAGGAUGCUGGAUAUCGGCAACUUAACCGUUCAGCAACUAGCGGAGUCUCUGAGUAUAACAUCCUCGCCCAAAGGGGAGGUGACCCUGCAGGUGGGUUCCCCUCUCAUCCUGACCUGUGAGGUGUUGGGGCUGCCGUCUGAUGUGAACUCAGGCCUGCUGGUUCAGUGGAUGAAGAGAGGAUCAGUAAGCAGCGACGUCGCCGGGAGCGGAGGAGUCGAGGUGGAGGUGGCCCAGAUGAGCCCAGACGGUGUUGUGAGCUGGGGCGACGACGUCAGCAGAUCCAGCGGGGGCUCCAUGGAGAAAGUGGCGGAGAGGAAGUUCUCUCUCAAGUUGUUCUCGGCUCAGCCCUUGGACUCGGGCGUGUAUCGGUGUGUGGUGAGUGUGUACGCUGGAAGAAGAAACCCGGGUCCCUCUGCUGCUGCAACACUCACCCAGAGGUCUGAGGGAGUCACCGUGAACCUCAAGAGCAAAGAUGUGCUGGUUGCAGCUGCAGCUCACCUCCCUCGAGGCCCGCUGUUAAAAAGAGGCAGCACCAUCACCCUGAUCUGCAACGCCACCGUGACCACCACAGGCCCCGCCCAGGCGCAGGUGCAGUGGCUGCGGUGGCCAAUCCCCGAACGACUUGCCAAGACGAGGCCGGGCCCAUCUGACGUGACUCCAGCGGACCCCUCUGUGAAGGAGACGCCCAAAGUAGUCGCCGCUCUCAUGUACGACGGUGUUGCGGAGAUCUACACCAACGGCAGCGAGGUUAGCAUCGACCGCCUGUCGUCCGGCAGCUACAGACUGAGGGUCCACGCAGCUACGAUGGAGGAUCAGGGCAUGUACGCCUGUCAUGCCCAGGCGUGGGGCCAGGACCCGCAUGGAGGCUGGUACAACACGGGGGCUAAAGCAGAGUCGAAUGCAGUGACUGUGUACCUGUACGCCAGAGCUGAAGACCUCCUGCUCAUCCCUUUGGUUGUCGGCGUCUCCUCCGCCUUGUUCGUGGGCAUCGUCAUCAUCGCAACAGUAACCUGUUGCUUCAUGAAGCGUCUGCAGAGGCAGCGCGCUCAAAAAUAGCUGUCUGCUGUCGCUGACUGUGUGAAGUGAGACUGUUCGCAGAGAGGCACGAAGAGGUGAUGCACAGAACAGAACGGAUGAAAUGGCCGAGAAUUAACUUGAAGUGAAAAAUGUCUGUCGCCCUGUUAGAUGAUUUUCUGUGUUUUGACCAACCUGUUUAACAAUCAAUGCCAAAAGAUUCUGUUUUAUAUUCUCAUGUAUUUUUAUAUCCAAACUUCUGAAAACAACAUAUUUUAGUGAUCGCUACAUCACGCACCAGAAGGCGUAAUAAUCUAGACCCAUCCAAUUAACGAGCCUAAGAUUCUUCGGAACAAACUCCGCGUUAGACGCUUUUUAAUGAUCCCUUUGUCCCAGCUUAUCAUUCUCUUUCAAAAAGAAAAGGGUUUAAAAUACAAAAUAUAGACGUUUUUUGUGACAAGGUCAAAAGUAAAGAAGGAACUGCAGGUUUGUUUUGAGUCUCUCAGAUGUGAAGAGUCUCGUAAAUUCUGUAAAAGUAUUGUUUCUGCAGUUGAGUUGAGCAAACUUCCCUGUCAGAAGUCAUAGUUUGUUACAUUAUAAAAGGUAUAAAGUGGCUGCGAGCCUCUCAAAUGUUUUAUAUGAUGCUGGAUAUGUCGUCUAAUGGUUCUAUUUUCACACAAAGAUUAUUCUGUGUUUUCACAAAUCGUCGUUCCAGUUGUUCCUUCCCCUCAAGCUGCAUGUUUUUCUUUAAUUCCAAAAAAAAAAAAUGUCUAAAUGUCUGUGCAUGGUUAAGCCUCUAAGCACUGCCACUGACAGUCACAUGAAUGCUGAUGGGAGCAGUUCAGUCUCCAGAAACUUAAUAUGAGCAGGGACCUUCCACUGCCUGCAGCCCAGCACCACUCUGCAUGUAAACAGUCUCUUGUCUGUUACUUAAUAAGGAAGAUGCUGGCUGGUGGCUUUCUGAUGCCAAGACCAAUUGAGUACCAAUUCUAAACACAAGCAUUCCUUGCCUGUGACGCUUCACGCUUAAGUGAGUUUUCUAUACGGACUUGUAUAGAUUUGACAAAGAGAAAUGGAAGAGAUAUCCAUAAUGCACUGAGCUAAAAUAUGUAAAUAUUGUACGGAGUUUAGCUGUUUUAUUUUUCUUAAUGUAAGUAAGAGUUUGCUGUCUUUGGCAAAGCACCUGUGUUUAACAUUCUGCAGCCGUCUAUUCUGCUCUUUUCAAGCACUUGGACACAAACGGGACUGGGACCAAAGCCCCUCGGUAUCCUUCUUUUACUUGAUUUUCUUCCAGCUGAAAAGUCACUUCUUUGCUGUACUCGAGCUAAUACUUUUUGAGUGUUUUUCUUCUUCUUUUGUGCGAUUUAUGGUUUCCUUUGCUCUUGUGACUGAGACAUAAAAAAUACCUAACUGUGAAAAAGAAUCCCCUGUUUGUGAUGCCGAGUAAGAGAAGAACUGUUGUGUUGUUUCACACUGUUUAGGUUGCUUGUCCCCGAGGUGAAAACCUCCUCGCAGCGCAGUCAUAUGACCUGAUAGUCUCACUAUCACAGUCAUCAUGUGGUUCAGGCCACACAUUUCUGCAGCCAAGACUUAUUAUGACUCCAGCCCCCGCUGCUAGCCCACAGAAAUCUGUUGGACAGAUUUACUGUGUCUGCGCACUUAUAACGAGUGAAAUCCAUCCUCCUCUUCCUGUCCAAAGUAACACUUAAGAAAAGUUUGGUCAUGCUAGCUCGCCUGCAUCUUGUGAUCACUUAAAGUUAGAUACAUGUUCUUAGAAAGGAGGAAGAAAGUAAAGAUUUGUUGUUCCCCAGCCUGUGGCUCUCUCCUGAAAUUAUUCAUUUUUCCUGCUUUUCUAAAUUUGUUUGCACUGAGCUAUACUUUACUGUCUCAGCCUGUCUUUACUGUCUGUCUCUCUCCGGGUGGGUUCUCCAUGUGAGAGUCCCUCCAAAUCUGCCUGUCCUCCCAAACCUGCGCGCUCUAAACCCUCCGAUUAUAAAUGUCGUUCACGAACAUUAGGGAAUAAAAUCACAGCUCUGCUUGCUUCCUGAGCCACUUUGUUCCAGAUCAACUACUCAAAGCUGAUUUGUUCCCCCACAUACGUACACACCACAUGAUCACACAUACACAUGCACACACACAUACACAUGCACACACAGCACAGCAGCAGCAGCAGCAGCACAGUGGUGGAAGGCUGGUAUUUCAGAUGAAAGUAAGUGAGUAUCUGCGUGUUCAUCUCUAAUCCCUGUUUAUGGCUGCAGUUUGUGUCCUGCUGCCCUUCCCCCUCUCUCUAUCAGUGUGGCUCAAUUCAUUUCAAUCUCUGUUCCCGAAGAAAAACAGCCAGCUGUAAAAUUGUGGCACAUAGCGUGCAAAGUGUGAAAGCUGCUGCCUAGGUUGUGCUUUUGUUUGUGGAUAUAUAAAACCUUUUUUUUUUCACAAUGGUGUCAUGUUUCGUUCGGACUGUUUACUCAUGCUUUAAUACCACUGUUCCUCAAUGCAUCUUGCUGCCAUCAAAAUAUAUAAAGGCGGGUUAUUGCUCAGUUUGUUUCUUAUGGUGCUUUGGCGAACCUGCCACUUGAUAAACCAAUAAACCACUCUGGAUUUAUUGUG
Molecule: messenger RNA, 4703 nt
Organism: Centropristis striata (black sea bass)
Lineage: Eukaryota; Metazoa; Chordata; Actinopteri; Perciformes; Serranidae
Gene: igsf8
Product: immunoglobulin superfamily, member 8
Exons: 8
Coding region: 225-2138 (637 amino acids)
Source: RefSeq, a predicted model, not a curated record